AUGAGCUUUUAUUCAAACCUUCCGAGUACUCAGAAUGAUACUGCAUCGAUAGCUACUUUAUACCCGACGAUUUUUGAAGUCAUAUCGUCUCAGGAGAUUGAUACAUUACUACCGGCAUCGGUCAGGUACCUAAUCGUCAACUACUGGAUCGCUCGGAAUCCUUCAAGAUUUACACUGCAAAUCAACAAUUACUUCCAUGAGUGGUUUGAUUUGCUACUAAAAGGAUCCAUUGAGUGGUAUCAUAUCUCUCGUUAUAACUCUACUUUUGUUGACAAGUUUUACGGUUUGAAACGGUUUAAUAGUACGAAUAAGGUUUUAGUCAAUGCUCAGGCCAAUGCUCCAGGCAAGUCUAAUUACUGGCCAAAAGGUUUGACUUUGAGUGCUAAACAGCAACGUAUCGUUUUCCUAGAAAAGAUCAUACUGCCGUAUGUCAGACAGAAAUUGGACGAUUUGCACUCUAAAUACCUUGCACAGUCUGCAUUUUCGGCCAAUAAACCUCACAAGAUUAAAGCUUGGAUCAUCGAACAAGGUUAUCCGUUGAUCAAGAAAACAAUAUAUUUGUUAGAUCUAUUGACAAAGCUGUUUUUCCUCAGCGGCAGAAUUGGCUCGGUAUCUUUCUUGCAGUAUCUUUUCAAUAUUGAAUACACUAGGAUAACCUCACCGCUGGAACCAUCGUCUACAAUAUCACAGAGGAAAACCGUACUCGAUAAUAAUAGGUUGCCAAGGCAGAAUUUUUACAGUCUCUGGCACCAAUGCAGUCUCGCUUUAACUAAAUUAAGCCAAAUACUGUCAUACUCCGGUUCACAAGCUUUCCCUGCAUUCAUUUUCAUGCUGAGAGUAUAUCAGUGGUGGACUACUCAGGAUUUGACGGCAAAGCUGCAACGGAAACUCAACGACGUCGACAAGGAUAUACCGAGAGCUAAUAACAGCGAUGAAGUCACUUAUAGAUCAACUGAUACAUGUCCGAUAUGUCAUAAACUUAUCCAAAAUCCCGCCGUUCUGGAGACUGGUUACGCAACUUGCUAUCCAUGUGCCAUUGAAUACUUGCCGAAUAAUGAAGGAAGAUGUCCGGUAACCAAUAAAAGGCUUUUAGGCUGCGAAUAUGAUUCUGAAAAGGGAAAAUGGCAGAUAAUAAGUGGACUCAGAAGACUUUUAGUAUGA
Torulaspora delbrueckii is the source of this 1161-nucleotide messenger RNA. It is a transcript of the gene PEX12, whose product is annotated as ubiquitin-protein ligase peroxin 12. The transcript has a single exon. Bases 1 to 1161 code for a protein of 386 amino acids. Lineage: Eukaryota; Fungi; Ascomycota; Saccharomycetes; Saccharomycetales; Saccharomycetaceae. The record is from RefSeq and is a predicted model, not a curated record. Gene Ontology annotation, cellular component: peroxisomal membrane; peroxisomal importomer complex. Gene Ontology annotation, biological process: protein import into peroxisome matrix; protein monoubiquitination. Gene Ontology annotation, molecular function: protein binding; zinc ion binding; ubiquitin-protein transferase activity.